CACAAGAAGAACGUGAAACCCGCUCCAAAUAAGAUGCCGCGGACCGAUGUCGGUGUUAAUUGAUCUGGUUAUUCUGUUGUAAGAAAAGGAAACACCACACUGCGGCAUAAUUUCAUUUUUGCCCCGCGGAGAGGAGGAUGGUGUCUGGGUUGUCAUAACUUUAGACUCGUUGCUUUUCCUUGGCACGCGCACUGAUCCAGUUGGUGAGGGCAGCAGUUGCAGGGUUCUGCAGUUGCAGGGUUCUGAUCCUCGAGAUGACGGAAGUGGUAGAGCCCAAGCUGGACUUUGCAUCCUCGGGUCGCUCGGGGAGAAGGAACGCCCUACCUGACAUCCUGGGUUCACCGGCUGGGGUCAACCCCACUGACCUUCCACUCAAACUGGCCGAGCUCAACCUCACAGAUGUUCAGGGAGAAGCCCAGUCUCCCACGGCGGAGGAGGCCCCACCCCCUCCAGAGAGCUCUGAGGGAAAUGAGGGAUCAUAAGGCUGCCUGGUGGGGGUCUAACUAGCCCCAAUGUUUACCUCUUGUGAGGCUGAUGAGAUAACUGUAGAAGAGGAAUGGAGGGGUAGGACGAUACAGAAGGACCCAUGAAGGAGUGGUGGGCCUGUUUGAACAGCAGCUGAGCUACAGGCAGGGAUGAGCGGAGAAAGGGUGGGAGAGAAGGUUAGAAGGAUGGACAGAGAACUGUCUCUAUCACACAAUCUGAAAAGGCUUAAGAAAAGCGUUGGUGUGUGUGGGUGGACAGAUCACCUCUACUCCCACACACACUGCCAUGAGAAACAAAGGACAUAUGCUGAUUAUAUACUGUUGUGCAAAACGGAGAAGUCUCAAUUGAAAAAAUGUCAAAUGUCAAAUUUCCUGCUGACGUCUAUAACAGGUAGGACGAUGGGCGGAUCCUAGUGGCCUAUAGUGGUUCUGAGCUUUCUGAUUGUUCUGGAAGAUAUAAGGUGAUAAUGUAUUAUAAUGUACUAGAAAUGUUUGAAGAACGAGGGGAGAGUGAGUUAACUGUAUAACAAGGGGUAGCUGGCUUCCUCUUUCACACAGACAUUUGAUGUAAGUAUGAAUUCAGAUCUGAGACUUUAAUACGGAUGGCAGCGUGGUGUGUACAGCAUAAAUGGGUUUAUAAACGUUGUUAGUGGUUUUGAUGACAACCAAUGGGGCUAUAAUGCUAAUGGGCUGAGAUGAAGACGAUGACUGAUGUGAUUGUGACCUGAAGUGUUGAUGUGUUUAUUUGCAAAGGUUAACUAGAAGCUAAAGCUAAUGUUAUGAGUAGGAGGACAAUCCAAUCCCUGUCUUUUAAACAUUCCUGACAUCAACCUAAAAUGGUUUCUCACUGCCAACCAUGUACUGUUCAAACACUCCUCUGCUGUUGGUGUACUUCUAUCCCGGAUUUAUCCCGGUGUAGGCUCAGACUUUUCUGUUUCCAUCUACGUGGGCCGGCACCCGUGUCUCACUGGGCCAUGGCUCCAGCGGACCUGCACUCACUUGGAGCCGAAGCCAGGCUGCUGGUACUUUUCAGAUGGCAUUUACAUAACAAUGGCUCACUGUGAACUUUAACACCUUCUCACAAAGCUGCUGUUUGGAUUAGGCAGAGGUUGUUGAUUCUUCUGUUCACAAGUCCUCAGUGUCAGCACUAGCUAUGGAAAUACACUUUGGCUAGAAUAACACAAGGGUGUAUACACUCUUGUAACAUUGGUGUUAUGGUUGAGAAAACAGCAUGUGACAACUGCUGUUGUGUUAAUCUAUUCAGCUCAAGGCUGUCUUUCGUUAAAAGGCUUUCUAUUUGCCCAGACUCCUCUGAAAAUGUGCCUGGUAACAGUUUACAUGGAAACCUGUUUUGUUGUGUUCUAUAGCUCUGUGUGAAGUGCUGUUCAACAGUAUUUGGGCUAUUGACACAUACAUGUAAACACCUUCUUUUUUUGUUGUUGUAGAAGACGUGCCUACCAGGUGUGUACAGUACAGAGAAAUGUCACAUUUAUAACCAGAACACUACUAAAUGCAAUGUUACCGAUGUAUACGCUCAAAGACGAAUACCACCCACACCCACAGCAAGGCCUUGGAGAUGGAACGCUUGUGCACGUUUCCCAGUGUGGUCGGCAUAUGCCUGUGGUCUGGGUAUGGGAGCAAGCACCAAGCAACACCGCCACCAAAGUGUUGCAUCACGUCUGGAGCGUCCUUUCUGCCUCCUUCUGCUCCACUCAGCCACUGACGGACUGGGACCAUAAAUCAGCCCCAGCAUUUGUAACACACAGGCCCUUUUUUUCUCCUGGAGGCCCCUAUUGUUAGCCAAAUAAUGGUCAUUCUGCGUAAAAAAUGACAAUUUAGACAAGCCCACUUGGCUAAAGAUGGACCAUCCGGCAUUUUCCCGAACUGCCCUAUGGCCAGUCCGUGCCUGCACUACUCUAUCUCUUACUCAUCAAAACAAUAGAGCUAGAAAUGCAUGAUCGCAACUGACUGAUGAUACAGUAUGAAUAUGAACACUGAGGACCAGAUGCACGGUGAACAGCAGACUGAUGAUACAGUAUGAAUAUGAACACUGAG
This is a messenger RNA of Salvelinus sp. IW2-2015, 2540 nucleotides long. RefSeq names its product cAMP-dependent protein kinase inhibitor alpha-like. Bases 255 to 482 code for a protein of 75 amino acids. The transcript is spliced from 3 exons. Gene Ontology annotation, biological process: negative regulation of cAMP-dependent protein kinase activity. Lineage: Eukaryota; Metazoa; Chordata; Actinopteri; Salmoniformes; Salmonidae. Gene Ontology annotation, molecular function: cAMP-dependent protein kinase inhibitor activity. Gene Ontology annotation, cellular component: nucleus; cytoplasm. The record is from RefSeq and is a predicted model, not a curated record.